AGAUGCUCACGCUGCUUGUCUCGUGUGUGAAAAUGGAAGAAUUGUGUUCAAAGCAACAAGCAAAUGAGGAAGAAAUGGAUAUCCCCCGCCGGAAGAAAUUCUUCUCCGCGUUGCGUUAUUCUUUCUAUUAAAAACCAAGAAUCCCGAAGGAAAGAAACAGGAAACUAAUGGCAGAUCUUACCACUUGCGACCGGGAUGUUUCAGAUACACCACCAACUCAUUACAUCGUGAAACUCCGGUCAUUCUCUCUGCUUGCAAAGAAUGACGUCGAGAAAUACACCUCCGCUGAUUUUGAAGCUGGAGGCUACACAUGGAAGUUGGCCAUUUACCCAAAUGGAAAUAAAACCAAAGGGGUAGCUGAUUACAUGUCCGUGUACGUGGUGAUGGCACGAGAAAACUUCCUUCAUCCUGGGUUGGAAGUUCAUGCAGUUUUUAGAAUGUUCUUGCUUGAUCAGAACAGGGAUAACUACCUAACUCUCCAAGGAAAAGCAAGACGUUUUCACAAGAUGAAGCUUGAAUGGGGAUUUGACAGACUCGUGCAUCUGAAAACAUUUAAUGAUCCUUCUAAUGGAUAUCUUGUCAAUGACACGUGCAUUUUAGGGGUAGAAAUAUACGUGUGCAAGGAAACUUAUGCUGGAGCUAAAGGGGAGAGUCUAUUGAUGAUCAAGGACGCUGUAAGCCACAAAAGUACCUGGAAGAUUGAUAGUUUCUCUAUUUUAUAUGAUUCAUCUAAUUUAGAAGCAUCCAAUUCAUUUAACGCAGGGGAACAAAAAUGGAAGAUACAGUUGUAUCCGAAGGGAAAAGGCAGUGGCACAGGAAGUCAUAUCUUAUCUUACAUAUAUAUAAGAACCUAAGAUUUCUACUCUCAGGUUCAGCCACGUGGUGAGAUGAGGGGAGGGGGAAAAUUUUUUUUCCGUUUAUGCCCUGAAAAUAUUGAUUGGUUCUCCAACAGUGUAUCACUAUUGAGGUCAUUUUUAUCUUUUUACAUGAAA
This is a messenger RNA of Coffea arabica (coffee), 992 nucleotides long. RefSeq lists its product as uncharacterized. Gene Ontology annotation, molecular function: protein binding. The record is from RefSeq and is a predicted model, not a curated record. Lineage: Eukaryota; Viridiplantae; Streptophyta; Magnoliopsida; Gentianales; Rubiaceae.